AUGAAGUUCGGCAAGCAGCUCGAGAUCUCGGCCAACCCGGAAUGGCGCGACAACUACGUGCAGUACAAGCGCCUCAAACGACUCAUUAAGCGUGUGGCCUUCGAGGUGGAGAAGAAGCAGAACAAGCAGAAGAAGCUGCAGCAGAAGAUGGAGCACAACGCCGGAGACGUACAGCUCCAGGUGACUGUGGACGAGACCCAUCCGCUGCUCAAGCCCGUGGUGAACGAUGUGCAGGACGCCAAGGAUCAGUUUUGGGAGGUGCUGGAUGCCAACCUGAAGAUCGUCAACGACUUUUACGUGGGCAAAGUAGUCAAACUCACCAGGUCUGUGGGCGAGUUCGAGACCAUGCUGGAGGACGAGAAGACACCCACAGGCCACGUGCACACGCGCUCACGUACCCACUCGCAAGCGGAUCACGGGUUUGCGGCGCUGCAGGAAAUCUACGACACGCUGGUGGAUCUGCGCAUGUUCGUGCAGAUCAACCACUCGGGCUUCCGUAAGAUCGUCAAGAAGUUUGACAAGACGAUCAAGGCUCACACGCAGGAAGCUUUCAUGGAGCGACUGGCCAACGAGCGCUUCUACGCGUCUACUGAUAUCGAUGAUCUGUUGGAGCGCGUGUUUGGUCUCACGUCCAGGGAUAAACUGGAGGCAGGAAACAUGGAGCGACGUAUGCGACGAAUGCAGGGGGACCAGAACUCACUGCUUCGUAAGGUGAAAAUCGUCCCCUUUUGCAUCUCGGUGGCGCUUUUUGUUUUCCUCCUGCUUGUUCGCAUCACGCCAAAAGGAGAGGAUGUACAACAGCGAUGCCUGGCCAUGCUCGUUUUUAUCACAACUCUGUGGGUGACGGAGGCCCUCCCGUACUUCGCCACAGCGCUUCUUGUCCCCCCGCUUGUUGUGUUUCUACACAUCUUGAACGACAAGGCCCACCCGGACCAUCUGCUCACUGCAAAGCAAUCCGCCAAGGAAGUGAUGUCCAUGUUGGUCAACCACACCACUAUCCUUAUCAUGGGCGGUUAUUCCAUCUCGGCUGCGUUCUCUAAAUGCCAGAUCGAGCUCUACAUCGCUGCGUUCCUGCAACGUCGAUUCAAGAAGAGUCCGAACCUGUUCCUGCUGGCAAUUAUGAUGAUGGGACUGUUCCUGUCAAUGUGGAUCAGUAACCACACAGCUCCUGUGCUGUGUGUGUCGGUGCUGCUUCCUAUCAUCAGGGAUUUCCCCAAGGACAGCACCUACGUGAAGACACUGCUUAUUGGUCUGGCCUUUGCCUGCAACCUUGGAGGGAUGAUGACGCCAAUCUCCUCACUACAAAACACGCUUGCAGUGUCGUUCUUGGAGAAGGCUGGAUACACCGUCACCUUUGGCCAGUGGAUGGCGAUGGCUAUUCCGUUUUGCACUGUCGGCACGAUUAUGUGUUGGGCGUUCUUGCUGUGGGUAAUGGACCCUCGCGAUGCGACGUACAUCCCACAGAUUGUCUAUGACCAGAAACAAAAGAUCAGCAGCCUGCACGUCGUUGUCGUUUCCAUGACGCUUCUGACCAUCUUCUUGUGGGCGUCAUUCUCGGUGACGAGCGCGACAUUCGGAGACUUGGGUAUCAUCUCGAUGAUGUUCAUGUUCAUCAUGUUUGGCACGGGCAUGCUCAGCCAAUUCGACUUCAACUCGUUCUCGUGGCAUAUCUUGUUCCUGAUCGGCGGUGGCAACGUCUUGGGAGAUGCUGUGCAACGAUCAGGCCUACUGGACACUCUCAGUCAGACGGUCAUCCAUGCACUCCCCUCUGGAAACGUUUGGAUGGUCACUGUCUCGCUGUGCAGUAUGGUGAUUUGCCUGACUACUUUCGUCUCGCACACGGUCGCGUCCAUCAUUCUCUUGCCAAUUAUCGUGCAAAUGGCAAUCCAGAUCGGACACCCGCACAUUCCCGUGAUCUGCUGUGCGCUGGCAAUCUCUGCUGCGAUGGCGCUCCCGUUCUCGUCCUUCCCGAACAUCAACUCACUCUUGGUUCUGGACGACCACGGCCAGCCGUAUCUGGAGGUGAAAGACUUUCUGCGUGUUGGUGUGACGUUCUCCCUCGUAACAAUGGCGUUGAUUGUCACGCUGGGCUACGGUCUCAUCGUGCUUGUGCUCGGGUACAACAUCGAUCCGACGCCAAUUAUGGUGGGAGUAUAG
This is a messenger RNA of Phytophthora infestans T30-4, 2157 nucleotides long. RefSeq names its product divalent anion:Na symporter (DASS) family protein. Gene Ontology annotation, cellular component: membrane. Gene Ontology annotation, molecular function: phosphate transmembrane transporter activity. Gene Ontology annotation, biological process: monoatomic anion transmembrane transport; phosphate ion transport; polyphosphate metabolic process. Lineage: Eukaryota; Oomycota; Peronosporomycetes; Peronosporales; Peronosporaceae. The coding region runs from base 1 to 2157 and encodes 718 amino acids. The record is from RefSeq and is a predicted model, not a curated record. The transcript has 12 exons.